Molecule: messenger RNA, 2304 nt
Organism: Monoraphidium neglectum
Lineage: Eukaryota; Viridiplantae; Chlorophyta; Chlorophyceae; Sphaeropleales; Selenastraceae
Product: Conserved oligomeric Golgi complex subunit 5
Exons: 5
Coding region: 1-2304 (767 amino acids)
Biological process (GO): intra-Golgi vesicle-mediated transport
Cellular component (GO): COG complex
Source: RefSeq, a predicted model, not a curated record
AUGGGUAAGGGCAGCCACAGCUCCGAGGGCCAUACGACGGCACAGCAGAUGCAAACGCAGCAACAGCAGCAGCUCGUGCCCCCACCGGCGGGUGGGGCGCCGGACGAGCUGCUGUCGCUCCCCAAAUACCGCGCUUUCCAGGCGCCAGACUUCAAUGCUGCCGAGUUUACCAGCAGUGUGCUGGCGACGUCGCGCACGAGUGCGCACGCUCAGGCGGAGGAGCUGCGCCAGGGCGUGCGGCAGCUCGAUGCAGCGCUUGCAGCUGCGGUGGUGUCGCGUCACAGCGAGCUGCUGGGCCAUGCGCGGCGCCUCUUGGACGCGGAUGCGGGCGCACAGGAGGUGGUGCUGUCGGUGGGCUCGCUGCAGGCUGCGGUGCGGCGCGUGCGCGCAGAGGUGGAGGGUCCCUACGUCGCGGUACUCCUCCAAACACGCCAGCUGCGCUCGCUGCACGCCACCAUCGAGCUGCUGCGCGCCCUCCUGCUGCGCCUCAAGCUCACCUCCAAGCUGCGGCAACAGCUGGACGCGCCGCCUGGCCAGCUGGAUUUGGCCAAGGCUGCCAAGCUGCUGGCAGACGUCGCGGCAGCCCCAGGCGGAGAGCAGCUAGACAGCGUGGCGCUGGCAGCAGCGGAUGCGCCGUUCUUAGAGCAGGCGGGCACGAGCAUUCGGGAUCAGGCGCAGGCGGCCCUGAGUGACGGCAUGGAGGCCAUGAGCCAGGCCAAGGUGGGGGCGGCCCUGCAGGUGUUCUUCAACCUGGGGGAGCUGCGGCCGGCGGUGGACAGCGUCAUCAGCCGCGCGGUGCACGAGCUGGACAAGGCGGCGCGCACGGCUCUGGACAGCAGGCACCUCAGCCUCAGCUUAGGGGCCACAGCAGGAGGCGGCGGCGGCCCAGGCGGCGCGCGGGGCGUGGCAUUGCCGCAGCCGGGUGCGGUGGGCAGCUGGCAGGAGAAGCUUUGGCAGGGGCUGCGCACAGUGUUUGAUACGCUGGUGGCGGGCGGCGUGGCGGUGUGGCACUUGCAGCGCGUUGCAGCAAAGAAGCGCGAUCCCCUCAGCCAUGUCCUCUUCCUUGAUGAAUUGGUGGCUGGCGAGGCCGGCGGUGCUGUUGCGCAGCUGCCGAGUGCCAAGUACUGGUACGAAGCGCUGCGUGUCCUGAGCGAUGCUCUCGGCGCGGCUGCCAAGCCCUCCAAGGGUGGAUUUGUGCGCGAGGCGCUGGCAGGUGGUUACCCAAAGCUGGUGGCAGCACUUGAGGCAGCAUUUGGGCGCCUGCAGCAGGACACACGCGUGCGUGGCGUGCCGCCAGCGGUGGCGCCUGAACAGCUGCAGUCCCUGCUGGCGGUUGCCGCGCCGUUUCGCGACGUCUACCUGGCGGCGGCCCUGGGGCGGCUGCAGGAUGUGGUGGGCGGCGCCUACCCCGGCGGUGGGCGCGCGCUGGCCUCGCCUGCCGACGUGCAGAAGGUGAUCGCCGCGAUGCACGGCGAGCUGCGUGGUGCAGGCAGCAGCCCGCAGCUGGCCGGCCAAGUGGCAGGGGUCGUAGGGAAGGCGCUGCAGCAGCUGGCGCAACGAGCAGAGUACAUGGCAGCGGCAGGCCCUGAGCUGCGGACGGUGGCGCUGGCACCUGGAGGCGGCGGGGCGUCGGCGGCGCAGCAGCGCAACAUCGCGCUCGCCUCACAGCUACAGGAGGUGCACAGGUCUCUCAUUACACUGCUGCCCCGCUUGCCAGCCCCCGUCACGGCUGCGCUGGAUGCUCCGUUGGUGGCGCUGCAUGUGGCGGCCCUGGACGCAGUGUCGCCCAUAUUCCGCGCCCUGGUGGAGGCCAUGGAGGCCAAGCUGGGCGGGAUGCACGCACUCCACCAGGCGCACCGCGACCGCGGCGGUGAUGGCGUUGAGGGCGGCAUGAUGGACACCAGUGGAUUCGUUGCAGAUGUUGCUGCCAGCCUCGGCUUCUUCAGGUCGGAGUACUUGAUGCGCUUCGCGCCGCCGCCCGUGCCGACGCCCUCCGCACCGUCUGCCACGGCGCAGCUGUGCGAGCGCAGCGCGGGGCGCCUGCUAGCGUACUUUGUGCGCCACGCGGCGCUGCUGCGGCCGCUCUCCCCCGCCGCCAAGCUGCAGCUGGCAAAGGACCUGGCGGAGCUGCAGGCUGGGGUGGGCCAGAGCCUGUGGCCCCUGGAGGCCCUGGGCCCGGCGGUGCGCGGCCUGCGCAGCUUCCGUGCGCUCCUCUUUGUGGAGGACGCCGCGCUUGAUCCCAGUGCGCCCCCGCUCAGGGAUUUGCCCGCGAGUGUGGUGCUGCACCACCUGUUUUCCAGGUGA